Podospora bellae-mahoneyi is the source of this 2583-nucleotide messenger RNA. RefSeq names its product translation termination factor GTPase eRF3 (gene SUP35). Gene Ontology annotation, biological process: translational termination; nuclear-transcribed mRNA catabolic process, deadenylation-dependent decay; translation. The transcript is spliced from 3 exons. Bases 400 to 2583 code for a protein of 727 amino acids. The record is from RefSeq and is a predicted model, not a curated record. Gene Ontology annotation, cellular component: translation release factor complex. Gene Ontology annotation, molecular function: GTPase activity; GTP binding; translation release factor activity. Lineage: Eukaryota; Fungi; Ascomycota; Sordariomycetes; Sordariales; Podosporaceae.
GGAAAAGCCCCCUGUAACCAGUUCCAAUCUUUGGGGAUAAGGCUCAGGAACCGCAAGGACAAUGCCGAUAAGAGUGGGGCUAACAGUGCGAGCGAUCAGCCAUCUCACUGUCCACCUAACUCGAACCCUCUUCCCCGCCGUGGCCGCCACAAUCAACCAGGCAAUGGUGGGGCAGCGACCAGCAAAUCUUCCCGACUUCUUCUCCUUCGAUCACCUGAAGAAGCCUUCUUGACUCACAGGUGUCCCAUCAGUCACGAGGCGUUGUCGCAGAGCCCAGCGCAGUCCGAAUUCGCAUUUUGUCGCAGUUUAAAAAAGUUGGCGCCCGCGACCCCGCCAAUCUCCCUAGACACCACGAGACCCAGAAGCCCUUUCGUAGAACACCGCUGAACCACGGUCAAAAUGUCCAACAACGUUCAAGAAUCGUGGGAGGAUGAUGCCUCCGCCCACGACGAGAACCUGGCGCGCCAGACUCAGCAAAUGAACCUCAACCAGCAGGGUGGUUUCCGCCCCGGUGCUGCCUCUUUCCAGCCAACAGCCCAGACCUUCCAGCCUGGCCAGGGCUACGGUGGUUACAACCAGUAUAACCAGCAGCAGCAAUACUAUGGCGGCCAAGGCCAGGGCUACUAUGGUCAAUAUGGCCAGCAAGGGCAAGGCUACGGGCAGGGGUACGGUGGUGUUUACGGUCAAAACCAGGGCGGCUACAACCAGGGACAAGGUUACGGUCAAUGGCAAGGCUACCAGCAGCAACAGCAGCAACAACAAUACCAGUACCAGCCUCAGCAACAGCAGAACCAGCAACAGGCCCCCAAGCCUACUCCCACCAUCGUAAAGAGGCCAGCUCAGCCAGCCCUGGGCGAAGCUUCCAAGCCAGCGCCCGCCAAGGACAUUGGUGCAAAGGUAUUGAGCAUUGGAGGCGACGCGAAGCCCAAGGCCAAGGUACUCUCGAUCGGCAAUCCUGCGCCCGCUAAAGACGAGGCGCCCAAGGCCAAGGUGCUUUCGAUUGGCAACCCUGCGCCCGCGAAGGAGGAGCCCAAGACGGAGGAGACGAAGAAGCAGGAGGCGAAGAAUGAGGGCACCGCCCAGGCGGCUCAGAAGGUUGCUGCGGCCAAGGCGGUAGAGAAGACAGAUUCUCAGGCGGCCAGCGGAAAGACUUCGCCAGCUCCCUCUUCUGGCCGUUCCAGCCCGUCCCGCGCCGCGGCCGCCAAGGCUGCUGCUCGCGACGCCGAUGCUGUCGAGAAGGAGCAGAGCGCCGAUGUCGAUGACGAGACUCUCAAGGAAGUCUACGGAAAGGAGCACGUCAACAUCAUCUUCAUCGGUCACGUCGAUGCUGGCAAGAGUACUCUUGGUGGUGCCAUUCUCUACGUCACCGGCAUGGUUGACCAGAGAACACUCGACAAGUAUAAGAGAGACGCCAAGGAGAUGGGCCGUGAGACCUGGUAUCUCUCCUGGGCUCUUGAUCUGACCAACGAGGAACGUUCCAAGGGCAAGACCGUCGAGGUUGGCCGUGGUUUCUUCGAGACAGACAAGCGCAGAUACAGUAUCUUGGAUGCUCCCGGCCACAAGACCUAUGUCCCCAACAUGAUCGGUGGUGCUUCGCAGGCCGAUGUUGGUAUUCUCGUCAUUUCUGCCCGCAAGGGUGAGUACGAGACCGGUUUCGAGAAGGGCGGUCAGACCAGAGAGCACGCCAUGUUGGCCAAGACUCAGGGUGUGAACAAGCUCAUUGUUGCCAUCAACAAGAUGGACGACCCUACUGUCAACUGGUCCCACGAGCGUUACCUCGAGUGCACCACCAAGCUCCAGCAAUUCUUGAAGGGCACUGGCUACAACCUUAAGACGGAUGUCUUUUUCAUGCCCAUUGCUGCUCAGCAGACCAUGGGUAUCAAGGACCGCGUGCCGAAGGACGUCUGCCCCUGGUAUGACGGGCCCUCGCUUCUCGAGUACCUUGAUGGCAUGAAGGCUCUGGAGCGCAAGAUCAACGCGCCUUUCAUGAUGGCCGUUGCCGGCAAGUACCGUGACAUGGGCACCAUGAUCGAGGGUAAGAUCGAGGCCGGUGUGGUCAAGAAGGGCAUGAGCGUCACCAUGAUGCCCAACAGGCAGUCGGUCGACAUUGCGGCCGUCUACGGCGAGACGGAAGACGAAGUGAACCUCGCCCAGUGUGGUGACCAGGUUCGUCUCCGUCUCCGCGGCAUUGAAGAGGAAGAGAUCAUGCCCGGUUUCGUCCUCUGCUCGCCCAAGCGCUUGGUGCAUAACGUUGCCCAGUUCGAGGCCCAAAUCCGCAUUCUUGACCUCAAGAGCAUUCUCACUGCCGGCUUCAACUGUGUGUUGCACGUCCACGCUGCCAUUGAGGAGGUCACUUUUGCGGCUCUGCUGCACAAGCUGCAGAAGGGUACCAACAGGAAGAGCAAGCUGCCGCCAUCCCAUGCCAAGAAGGGUGACAGCAUCAUUGCCCGUCUGCAGGUGACUGGCGGUGCUGGGUCGGUGUGCGUGGAGAGGUUUGAGGAUUACCCCCAGAUGGGUCGUUUCACUCUGCGUGAUCAGGGGUCAAACCAUUGCCAUUGGCAAGAUCACCAAGCUCAUUACUGA